UUCGACGAGUCGGGGUGUUGGCAUUGUAGUCGAGUUCACCGUUGCUGACAAGACCGCUCACCUAACUUUCCCUCAUAACGUUGUCAUGAAAAAGGCAUCUGAGAGACCAAAGAAUGUACAUUCUGAGCCUCUAUUUAAUGUGUUCAUUCCAAUUUCUCUCCAUUAAAAAUGUUCAUACCGUCUGUAACUAUGACGAAUUUGAAGUCGAAGAUGUGUUCAAACACGUUUCUUGUCAAAAAUGUCUAUCUUGUCCUCCUGGAAUGGGUCUAACACCACAAUGUGGCAGUUUUGUUAGUUAUGGUGAAAAAGUUUAUUGUGAGCCAUGUGAACCUGGAAAAUCUUACUCUCCUAAUAAUGAUAGCAGUUCAUGCCUGUCAUGUGGAAUCUGCUCUGACCAUGAAAGCAUCAAGAGGAACUGUUCCUUGACGAAUAAUUCACAGUGUGAACAUGGCUGUGGCAAAGGGUUUUACUUUGAAGAACUCACUGGAGAUUGUAAGCCCUGUUCCUUCUGCUUUUCAUAUCUUCCCAAUUGUAACAUAAAAAAUAGUGUGAAAGAAGGUUGCAAGGACAUGCCAUUUUACAGACAAUGCGAUGCCAAUGCGAUUGGCUGUCAAUUACCAAAAUGUAGAGAAGAUCAAUCCCUUGUUGUAACCCAAGAAAAAGACAGUGCAUACUGUGUGGAUUGUAAAAUCUGCCCGGCGGGAACAUCACCCUUUCCACCAUGUGGAAAUGGAAUUAUAAUAAAAAGCAUUGAUGAUAUAAAAUGUAUUAAGUGCUCUCGUGGCAACACGUUUUCUGACAAGCCAACUAAGCAAACUUGUAAGAAAUGCUCCAUUUGUGCAGUUGGACAGAGAGAACUGACACCCUGCAAUCUGACACAUGAUAGGAUUUGUGGUAAAUGUGACAAAGGAUUCUAUGGCAGUAAAGACACAGGAUGUAAACCAUGUUCUGCCUGCUGUAAUGAUAAAUACGAUGUGCGCAUUCCUGAAUGUCGAAAUAUAGCAAAAAACAAACAGUGCGGCUAUACAGAGCGAUCCAUAACUGUGUGUCAGGAACAAAACAGCUCUAAGAAAACUUCUACAAAGAAAUCCUCUAUCAUUAUAAUAUAUUUGACUGCGACGACAGCACUACUAUUUGUUGUAAUCUUAACACUGGUGAUUAUAAAGCGCAUCAAAUACCGCAGAAAAAAUAGGCGUCAAAGAACGGACUCAUGUACUGCGUUGCUGCCAUCUGCAGACGAAGCACCACGGAGUGAAUUGAUAACACUGGAAGAUCCAACACCACAUGGAUCACAACAGACAUUACAUUUUGAUAAAUCAGGUAUCUUGAUCCAAUUCAAUGAUGCAAAUUGUUUCUCCAGUGAUUGCCGAGGAAUACAACUAAAGAUAUGUUGGGAUGAAAAUUCUAUACCUCUUCAGCCUGGUGAAGUACAGCUUAGCCCUGUGAUAAAAUUUCAGCCUUAUGGGAAGCAACUAUCCAAACCAGUGCAAGUCAGAAUACCUCAUAGUGCUUUGGUGUAUUUAAGCAAUGGCUGGGACAUCAAGCCGAAAAGCUCUGUACCACACAAAGGCUCAAUUGUAUGGAAGGGGGAAAACAAAUUCCAAGUCCACAAUAAUGAAGUCAGCUUUCAGGUUGAUAAUCUUACCUCCUAUGUUAUCAUCGGUACGUCACUUGAUAACGGCAAACCAACAAAGAAGCGCUUUCAAGGCGCUGUUUUUGGUGGAGUGGGCACAGUUGGUGUGGACUACACAGCAUACUUAUAUAUCUUUGAUGACAGUGAGUCAUCAUUUGAGAAAAUCAUGCAAGAAGAGAAAUCAACCGGUAGAACCCUGCUUGGUUCCCCUCAGUCCUUUUAUGUCGAGACUAUGAUUGAUACUAAAGUAAAGAUCUCAGUCAAAGAACCAAUGGAAGGAUGGAUUGUUGGAGAGAUAAAACCAGAGUUCAUUACACAAACAAGUUUGAAGGAUUCUUAUCAAGAAAUACCCAGAACAACAGUAAAGUUUAAACAUGACAAUGGCCGUAACCGAGACUUCCUUUGUGUGUUUGAACUAACUGCAGAAGAUACCACAACAUCGAUUUGUGCUGUUGCCACGAUUAGAGAGGAUCCAUCUAGGAAGUUUCAAGAGCACCAACCAGGAUUUGGUAAUGGCAGUCAUCAAUUUGUGACUGGGAGAAACUUGUGUGAUCCACUGAUCGUCAACCCAGACAAACCAUCACCUUGUCUUAAAGAUCUUCCAAAGGAGGUACUUGAAGCUCUUUGUGUGAAACUUGAUAUGCCCCUGAAAGGAGUUGGCAAUUGGAGGCAUGUUGCAACGUGCCUUGAUUUCACCGAGGAACAAAUUCAGCGUUUCCGGAAUGAAAUGUUGACUCCUGACGGAAGUCCUUGCACUGUUAUGUUGGAGUCACUGGUGACGAAGUCACCACAGUUCACUGUGGCAGAAUUUGUGCAUAUUCUACAAACAAGGAAGAUUCAGCGCUUUGAUGCGGUGGAAGUUCUGGAGCCUCAUUUACACAGCUGUUGAGAAUGACCUGCACAAGAAUCGAGAGACAUUCUCAAUUACUCACAUUGUAACGGACUUGUCGAACUUUUUGGCUUUUUGCGCCGAUUUGCUGUAUCAGAUUGAAAUCACUGUCAAAUAAACUAACAGAUUUCUAAA
Molecule: messenger RNA, 2657 nt
Organism: Pocillopora verrucosa
Lineage: Eukaryota; Metazoa; Cnidaria; Anthozoa; Scleractinia; Pocilloporidae
Biological process (GO): Rho protein signal transduction
Cellular component (GO): cell surface; plasma membrane
Molecular function (GO): death receptor activity; nerve growth factor binding; coreceptor activity
Source: RefSeq, a predicted model, not a curated record